This is a messenger RNA of Harpegnathos saltator (Jerdon's jumping ant), 2332 nucleotides long. RefSeq names its product eukaryotic translation initiation factor 3 subunit G. The coding region runs from base 243 to 1127 and encodes 294 amino acids. Gene Ontology annotation, cellular component: cytoplasm; eukaryotic translation initiation factor 3 complex. The record is from RefSeq and is a predicted model, not a curated record. Gene Ontology annotation, molecular function: RNA binding; translation initiation factor activity. The transcript has 4 exons. Lineage: Eukaryota; Metazoa; Arthropoda; Insecta; Hymenoptera; Formicidae.
CGUUGAUACCAACCUUAUCUCCGCCAUUUUUUGGGAAACUCGUGUUACCCAUUUUGUUCUACUGAACGCAGCCAAGGUUUGCUGAGUUUGAUGUGCAUUUCGCUCGUUUCGUCGUGACUUGUCGAUACUGAUCGUCUGCCUGCUGUUAAUGUGAUUUCAAGUUUAUUAGAGCAUUUGUGUACACUUUCUGGCUCUCUCUCUCUCUCUCUCUCUAAUAACGUUUCAUUUAUUAUAAAAAUAAGAUGACUGAGAUGUCUGUAAUAGAAAUGCCAGUUGCGUCCGAGGUAAAGUCAAGCUGGGCCGAUGAGGUCGAAGAGGAGGGAGGAGCACUGCCCGCACCGUCAGAGAUCUACGAGAAUGGCCACAAAAUACUCACAGAAUACAAAUAUAAUCAGGACAACAAGAAGAUGAAAGUAAUACGUACUUUCAAGGUGGAACGUCGCGUAGUAUCAAAGACAAUCGCAGCGCGUAAGAAUUGGGCCAAGUUCGGCGAUUCCGCCGACGACAGGCCGGGACCUAAUCCAGCAACGACCGUUAUCGGCGAAGAUGUAUUUAUGCAGUUCAUCUCCAGCAAAGAGGAGGAGAACAAGGUGGAGGAGGACUCCUUGGACAAAUUGAAGAGCAUGGGCGACAAAGGCGUCGUCAAGUGUCGUAAUUGCAACGGCGAUCAUUGGACAUCCAAGUGUCCGUACAAGGACACCGUUCUCGCUGGAGGGAAAGUACCCGACGACAAGAAGCCGCUCGGGAAUACGGCCGUACCGGGUGCGAUGGCUGAACUUAAACCGCAAGGUGGCAAGUACGUGCCGCCCGGUAUGCGCGACGGCGGCAACAAACGAGGUGACUCUAUGCAGAUGCAGCGACGAGACGACACGACAGCCAUCCGCAUCUCCAACCUCUCGCAGAGCACCACUGAUGCGGAUUUGGACGAACUCGUCAAGCCCUUCGGAUCUGUGGUGAAGCAAUUCUUAGCAAAAGAAAAGCUUUCCAACCUCUGCAAAGGCUUUGCUUACGUCCAUUUUAAACAUAGAGCUGAUGCUGCGAGAGCGAUUACUACUCUAGACGGCUAUGGAUAUGACCAUCUUAUUUUGAACGUUGAAUGGUCAAAACCACAAGUUCAAAAUAAUUAAGAUUGCGUAAAGUCACGGAGGGGAAAUCCAUUUAUUUAUUGUUAUUUGUUAUAAUUAUAUUUAUUUCACACAGCUAUUCAAGAAUUCAAUUUUUUUUCCUCUUCUUUCACUUUAGUUUCACUUUCGUUCAAAAUUUUAAUGACGGAAUUUUUUGUUCUAAUAAAUCUUCUGAUUUCUAACAUCGAAUAUAACAAGUAUAAAAUUCAUUUUGUCAAAACGGUUUUGAUAUCAUUAUAUUUUUAAGAUUGUACGCAUCUUGUGAGCAGUAUGAACUUAUCCCUCUAAAAAAAGAAAGAAAAAUGAAAAUCGCCGAUCAUGGACGUAGGAGGAGAAGCGUAAAUGGAAUUAGUUAAAUUGUUAAAAGAAAUUUCGAAGAAGAGAAAGACGGCAAAUAUCCAUUUGUUUUCGAUGUGGUUUGGACUCUCUUGAUGGGAACACAACCGAUAAAUACAGCAUCAUUUUAUUCUUCAUUAUUUGGUAAUUUUCAGUUCUUUCAUUGCAUAUACCGAGAAAAAUGUGUCCAAACCGUAUUGAGACAAAAUAUCUACAGGAAGAUAUUGCACAUUCCUGCGAUAUCAGAAACAAAUUAAGAAAAACAAUAACAGUCCGUAUUUAACGUUCUAAAAAAAUCUAAAUUAAAUGUUCAAUUGUCCACUUAAUAUGAAUAUUACGUCUAGAUGCCAACUGGAAAUUUAAAUGCCUAAAUUUAGCGUUGAUUUCAGAACGUGAAUACAGGCCGAAUCCUUUUUCUGCUGUUUUAUAUUUUACGAUUCAUAUACGUAAAGUAUAAAUGACUAAAUACAUUAUUCGUUGUACGAAUAAGUUUAUUAUAGAUUUUUUAGAUAUUAAAUAUCUUUGUUUUUGAUAUCGUAAUAUAUUUCCAAUCUCGGUAAACAAGUAAUAGUAACAUUUACAUCAAUGUUACAUUUCCCACUCAACAAUGCAAGUACAAUAUGUGUUAUACACAAUACCUAUUGUGUAUAAUAUUUAUAUUGUCGAAUGAGACAUUAUAACAUUGAUGUAAUGUUACUGUUGCUCGAUGUUUAUUAGAACGUAUCUAUAAAUUAGCCAUCCUAUUUAUUCCCACGAUGAAACGAUUAUGUCGAUAACUACUAGCGAUUGUGCCAAUAAAUGGGAUACUAUAUACUAUAUAUUGUAGAGAAAGCCUUAUCAACUUCUACAAAUAAAAUGUAACUUUUUACAUG